AUGCAGGAACAACGCCAUCAACACGAACAACAAAAGCAACAGCCGAUAUCUCAACCACAACAAGUUCCGAUACCAGUAAACGAUCCGGUCUAUUGUAAUCAGCCUAACGCACCUGUCUAUCCUAAUCAGUACGCUCCCUAUCAAAACAUGCCCCCACAGCAGUUUCCGGGUCCACAGGUUUUCCAUGUAAACGAUCCGGUCUAUUGUAAUCAGCCUAACGCACCUGUCUAUCCUAAUCAGUACGCUCCCUAUCAAAACAUGCCCCCACAGCAGUUUCCGGGUCCACAGGUUUUCCAUGGUCAGCCACCGUUUAUGGGUCCACCCCAACCGCAGCCAUUAUUUCCCGGUUUUGAAUUUCAACAAAUGCAGCAGCAGCCGUUCUACGGGCAGCCACCUUACUACGGUUGA
Molecule: messenger RNA, 408 nt
Organism: Ostertagia ostertagi
Lineage: Eukaryota; Metazoa; Nematoda; Chromadorea; Rhabditida; Trichostrongylidae
Source: the annotation of a GenBank genome assembly